This is a messenger RNA of Enterospora canceri, 543 nucleotides long. NCBI's taxonomy places the organism in Eukaryota, Fungi, Microsporidia, Enterocytozoonidae. The record is from the annotation of a GenBank genome assembly.
AUGAAAUUCAGUAAGAUCGACUACUUCAAUAUCAAUGUCAAGGAAUACAGAAUCAGUGGCUCAAAGAUCCAAUCGAAGGAGGAGCCAGUUCCAACUGUCUUUGAGUCGACUCUCUUUGCCAGUAACCCAGUGGUGGCCAAGUCACUCUACUUCAAGCAGCUGAACAAACAGUACAAAAUCAAGAGAAGAGAUGCAGUGGUAUUGAGAUGCAUAGAGGUGAAGCAAGCAAGUGACUUCGUAGUCAAGAACUAUCGCAUUACAUUUGUCUAUAGGACACGAACUGGAUUCCAGAAUGCAUACAAGGAGAUUAGGCACGUCAAUAAGGCAUGUGCUGUCUCCACGAUGUUUCAGGAGUUUGGAUCAAGGCACAAGGUGAGACAUGAGGAUAUUUACAUCUCAACAGUUGAGGAGUUUAAGGCGGAAGAAGCAACCAAGGCAAAGUGUCUGACUUAUUCAGCAGAAGGAGUGAAGUUCCCAAUCUUCAAGAAGAUCCCAAACACCAGUGCUAAGUAUGUUCCAAUUGACACUGACAUUUUCAACUAA